AUGGAAAAGAAACUGACGGAUAAGGCAUUUUCAUUGUUACUGUAUUGGUUGCUAUUUGCAUCCUUCACAUUCAGUGAUUUUUACGCCGAACGGAUAAUGGGAUUUGUUCCUUUCUAUUGGGUCAUUAAGUGCAUCUACUGCAUUUAUUUAUAUCUGCCACAAACUGAAGGUAUAAAUAUUGUGGAGGAAAAAAUCAUUUUACCAGCAUUACAAAAAUUUGCGAAAAAACUAAAAAGAGAAGUUCCGUAA
Messenger RNA from Brugia pahangi, 249 nucleotides. The record is from the annotation of a GenBank genome assembly. NCBI's taxonomy places the organism in Eukaryota, Metazoa, Nematoda, Chromadorea, Rhabditida, Onchocercidae.